GCCCCGGGCUGAGGCGAGAUCGCGCUUUCGCCUUCCCUCACUCCUUUGCUUGGUUGUAAGCGAAGGUAUCCCUGAGAGAUGUGGGACCAAAUUGGUCGUGUUUGCCCUGAAGAAUUUCAGCCAAACAGCAAGAAUUCCAAACAGAAGUCUGCUGACAGAAGAAAACGUGAUAACUACACCAGCACUCUUAAAGAACUGGCUCAGAUGUUGCCCAUCCCUUUGCGGACUAGCUACAAGAGGCUGACGAAGAAAGAAAUUCUCCUCCGGGUCCUCCACUACAUUGAACAUUUGCAGGCGAGCAUUGAUACUGCCAGAUCACUGCUCCAGGUCCGUUGUGGAGAGCAAAAAGGAGGGUCUGAGCAGAUGGCAACAUCUGCCCUGAAGAGAGGACGAAGAGAAGGCACACCACGAGUAAAGAAUACCAAGCCACUGGGCGUCUGCAAGAAACCUAGGAAGAGGAGACGCACCCACAAAUCAGAGCAGCGAGGGGUGAGCAAGAAAGUGUGCAAGUGCCUUGCUUUGGAGACUGGGAAGGGCCCUUCCCAAGCUGACACCUGCAGGGAGGAGAGCCUGUCUGCUGUGCAAGAUGUGUCCUCAAUUCUUUCAUCCUCCCAGAAGCAAUCCACUUUCUUUCCCAGCUUCCAAGUUCCAGUGGCAGAAUCUUACCAGCCCGCAAGCACAACCUUUCUAGACAUUACCAAAGACUGGAACUUGGGUAGUGACCAAGAGGAAAGCAAGGAAGACGAUGUGUUUUCUGCGUGUGCAGCACAAGUAGCUUACGACGAGCUUCGUCAGUACACUGAAGGGCCUGGACAUUCACUGAUGGGGCAGGAGCUGGUGUAUUAUUAUUCCUCUUGCGAGGAAGAAGAGGAAGAAGGACCCGGAGCCAGCCCUUGGCUCUCAGUCCCAACCCAGUCCCCAGUGAAUAUCACCCAUGCAGGAAGCCUGCAGCUAUGUUCUCCUGGGAUCAGGGCCCAAAGCAACACUUGCUUGGAUUUGGGAUUGAGUCCUUCACUUUUCUCCUCUCCUGCUCGGCUUCUCCCCAGGUAUAUCCUCCAAGGCAGCCAGGAUGAACUUUCCCCAGUGUUAUUCGAAGAUGUGUAUCUGUCCCCUCAGUCUAGUAGUUUUUCUCAGACCCUUUCAGGAACCCUUUUGAGAAAGUCGGCAUUCACACUGGAUCACUGCUACCUUUCCUACAGCGAAACGGGUAAAAGCGAUUCCAGCCCUGUAUCAGGAAUGAAUGAAAGAGCAUCUUCAUGGAACAAACAACUUCUUCAAGAGGAAACUGCCACCAUCAGAUCUGAAUUCCCAGUGUCUUCCAGCGAUGAGAACAGUGACAGCACUUGGACACCACCAUGCAAGAGGGCAAAGCCAUCUCAGGUAGCCUCUCAGAAGAAGAUAAAGAAAGUGGGUAGGAGGCAGAGGCGCCGGCCAGGGGCCUGCGAAAAACGCAGCAGCUCAUCUCCUCUGCAGCUGAAGAAGAAAUGCGUGAAUGGCUUUAUCAUGUUCUGCCGUCUGAACCGCAAGCACUACAUCCGUGCUUGCCCAGGCAUGGCCUCCACAGCUGCUACAAGAGAGUUGGCCCAGCUGUGGCGUAUGAUGACGAAGCAAGAGCGGAAACCGUAUUGCAUGAAAGCUCGGCGAUUCAGCCGCCUGAACAAUCGGAUUGUGAGGGACGACUUCUCCAGUGGGGAGGAGGACCCAGAGCCACCCAAACCUUUCCAUCUGCUGCUUGCUGAGAAGUCUCUCCAUGGAACCCAGAACUUUGGUGACCUCUCUUUAAUAGAGCUUAUUCCCUGACUCUGACACUGUAACGGUAAUGGCAUAUCCAUCCACUGAAAAGAUGGCCCCUUACUCUGGUCUGCUAUUGAUGGUUACAGAGUUUCCCAGUUGAUGGGUUUGCAAUGAAGUGUAAGCCUUCCCCCUUUGCAGCAACUUACCAGGCAUCAAGGGCUCCAUGGACCCCGCUGACUGGGGCAUUGUGGGACAGUAAUGCAGGGGGUGUAGAAAAGAGGGAGGGAGAAAUAGUCCUUUUGUCACCUGUAAAACUUCUACACUCCUCUACUUGCUGCUCUUUUCUGCUGCUUGCAAAUCCUCCUCCACCCCCAACUAGUGUAUUAUCAGUUGAUAUGCCUCUGGCUUCCAGAAGCUGGGUCCUGAGGAGAAGAAAAAACACUGGUAGAUGUGCUCCUUCCAUACAUCUAGUUUCCCAGUAACUGCCACGUGUUUCAUGUUAUACUCCACCAGAGACCCACAGUGACUGUCUCUAUGUUCAAGGCCACCAAAGCUAGCCUCUGGUGAACAUAACAGCUCCCACUGUGGUAGCAACACUGGGAACCAGGGGGAUCCCUGGGCCUGGCUGAUAGGGCCAUGCUGGACCACUUGAAGAUUUGGGUCCUUGGUCUAGGGCAAGGAUGGGAGCCUGUGGGCCCCCUGGUGGUGUUGGACUCUAAUUCCCAUUAGCCCCAGUCCUUAUGGCCAAUGGUUAGCGAUGAUGGGAAUGACAGUCCAAUCGUGGGUCCCCCACCCCUAGUAAAGGAGCACUACCCCAUUUGAAAUGAAUGGGUGUGAUUUUGAAAAGGGGAAGGAACUGCGUGGCUUUUUAAAAAAAAAUACCCCCUUGUUUUUAACCAUGACUUUUCCCAAAAGAAGUUUAGUGUGACCAAAAACUGGAUGUCUGUUUUUCAAAAUCCCAAAUCCAUAUUUAUUGCAAAAGCUUUUAGCUCCUCAUUCCCUUCACCAGAGCUUAGCUCCGAGAGUAGGUUUUAUCAUAUUCCACCCAGCCAGUUUAGUUACUGGUGCUUUAAAUCCGUGGGACAUUCCACGGCAGCAAGAAACGCAGUUUUCAAGUCUAGAUAUGAACUCACUUGCUCCAUGGCAAAUCCUAUGCUUUAUUAUGUAGAAAGUUGCUUCAUAUGUUUCUUUGCUUUUUCCUUGAGCAAAUUAAUGGGCUCAGAGUUUGCUCUAAGUAGCUCUGUGUCCCUACUGACCCCUAUACAUGGGCCCGUACAACAAAGGUCCUGCAGGAGGAAUAUUACUGUAUAUUGUCUGUGGUUCAAAGGGAGUCAGAAAGCUUCAAAUACUAACUUGAUUCUGAGCUGACAAGGGUGAGUGUUGCACACUGAGAAGAUAGGGUGUCAGCAUUGUACUUGCAAAAAGUGGCUCUAUGUAACAUUUCUAAUUGGUUUAUAUCCUGAUUGGGGGGAAACUUCUCAGUCACCCAUCCAUUACCCACCUCUCAAAUUGCCCCU
This is a messenger RNA of Rhineura floridana, 3251 nucleotides long. It is a transcript of the gene MEIOSIN, whose product is annotated as meiosis initiator. Gene Ontology annotation, molecular function: protein dimerization activity. The record is from RefSeq and is a predicted model, not a curated record. The transcript has 14 exons. The coding region runs from base 79 to 1800 and encodes 573 amino acids. Lineage: Eukaryota; Metazoa; Chordata; Lepidosauria; Squamata; Rhineuridae.